UCUGUAGGACCCUAUCACAGAGUGAAACCACAAGUAUAAGACACAAUUUGCAAUUUUCACUUGUGUGUACACAUUAUAAGUUGUGUGUGUCAUGAUAAACUGAAAAACCACACUUGUGCCGGAUGGUCUUAAGAAAAUCUGUAGGCGGGUCAGGAAGUGGUAAACAUUGUCACAGGUAAGAUAAGCCCAUGCAGCGGCCACAUUAUCUUUAAGAUCUCAACUCAUGAGCAUAUCAAGCAUACCAAAUGGAAAGACCAAUAUGCACAUAUCUGCUGAUUUUAAGCAGUUUGACAUUUGUCUUUGUCAAUGGAAGACGUCCAGAUUCAUCUCCUCCCUGUAAAGUCUCGGUGUUGUUAAGGAGGGGAACGAUGUGGAAAACUGCCCCAGGACAAAGUCUGACCGUCACCUGUCCAGUCAAACACUGUGGACAACCAUUGAAAGUCACCUGGUGUAAACUCCUCCACACGGACAAAUGUGAACAACUAAAUCACACAGAAAAUGUGGAAGUGAGACAGAAUAACUCAGAUCACAAGGAUGAACUAAUGUCAUAUUUGACCUUCAAGUGGAUUUCCAUUCAUGAUGACGGCCUGUACAGAUGUGGUUUCAAAGGACACAAAUACAAGCAUAUCAGUUACAUGAUCAACAUCUCUGUUUCAGACCUUUACCAGGGGUUUCAAAAUGUGCAUCAUGAAGCAGAUGCUGUAUCUCACGUUGCACAUGUUGAGGAAGUGUCCUGGCAGCCCUACAGCUUCAUCUGUGUUAGCAUAGGGUUUCUGGCUGCUACAUUGACCGUGUUGAUGCUCCUCAGAUUUUAUGGCUGGAAAAGAGUACUGAUUGUGAACCAGACCAGGGCACAGGAAUUUUCCUGCCACAAGAUGACCAACCUUCCCAAGUGGACAGCGCCUUCCAUUCCUGUUCAGCCAGCCAACCUCUACAGUCUGAAUGAAAACCACUCUCAAACUGGACUAAGACGAACAUCACAACCUCCCCUUACAACCAAUAAGAACCAGCUGGCUGUAGCAAACCCAUCAGAUCAAAGUCCAGGGUUGCAGCAUGUAGUGUAUGCUGUCAUUACCCGACAAGCUGUGAUACCUGCCAGAGAGCAACAUCACCGAACUACAGGAAAUAAAAGCACAGAAUAUGCUGCCAUCAAAGUUUCCAAAUUCAUCAGAUGAACACAUGCAGAUGAACACGUGCAUGGAAGAAGUGAACAAAGUUUGUGGCGGUGUCAUGGAACAGAUCGUGUUCAAAACCAAGACUAGAGAAGAGGUGGACGGUGGAGGCGUGUGGUCAUGAAGCGAACGGUUCAGAGAAUGUCAAUUUACCUCAGCUGGCCUAGAAGCAGCAUUGAGGUUUUUUCUUUAAGCCUCAGGUUGCUUCCAGACAAUGCUGCUUUUAUUUGAUCAAUUUCUCGUUUUACCCACUUUCAUAUCUUUGUUUGGCAGUUUGUGUAAAAAAAAGAAAUAAUAAUAAUAAUGGCCAAUUUUGGAUAAAAUAUUUGGCAGAUCUUUGAGGAAUCAGUUUGUAAUUCAAAAGUGAAUGUUGUUGUUUGUUUUUUCUUUGUGGGACAGAUAUGUAAAAGAAAAAGGUUUGCCCAUAGUUUAUAAAAAUACUUACCAAGAAUAAAUGACAUAAUGAGCAAA
Messenger RNA from Labrus bergylta (ballan wrasse), 1643 nucleotides. Its product is annotated as B- and T-lymphocyte attenuator. Gene Ontology annotation, cellular component: plasma membrane. Lineage: Eukaryota; Metazoa; Chordata; Actinopteri; Labriformes; Labridae. The record is from RefSeq and is a predicted model, not a curated record. Gene Ontology annotation, biological process: immune response-regulating cell surface receptor signaling pathway. Gene Ontology annotation, molecular function: signaling receptor activity.